Clarias gariepinus (North African catfish) is the source of this 2740-nucleotide messenger RNA. RefSeq names its product synaptotagmin VIa (gene syt6a). Lineage: Eukaryota; Metazoa; Chordata; Actinopteri; Siluriformes; Clariidae. Gene Ontology annotation, cellular component: membrane. Bases 1 to 1683 code for a protein of 560 amino acids. The record is from RefSeq and is a predicted model, not a curated record. Gene Ontology annotation, biological process: cellular response to calcium ion; calcium-ion regulated exocytosis; regulation of calcium ion-dependent exocytosis. The transcript has 8 exons. Gene Ontology annotation, molecular function: phosphatidylserine binding; calcium-dependent phospholipid binding; syntaxin binding.
AUGAACGCCAUCGGGAAGGAGCAUGACAUGGUGUGUGAGAAGGCGGUGGCCCUCGUAACUGACCUCUGCAUGCAGGAGAGCCCCCUGUUAGAACACAAGACCUGUGAGGAGUUUCUCUUCCUGAUUACAAACCAGGACUUCAGCCUCAAUCAACCUGAGAGAGAGAGAGAGAGAGAGAGAGGAAGUGUGAAAAGUGUGAACAGAGGAAAGGAAAGCGCCGACAUCACUGUUGGCAUCCCUGUUGGUGUGCUGGUUGCUUGCAGUUUGGCAUUGCUGCUGCUGCUGGCGUUAGCUUCCUGGAAACUGUGCUGGAUACCUUGGCGCAAUAAGGCAGUGACGUCCUCUAGUUCCGUCGCCCUAACCACAGACAGCUACCCGUCUCUACAGCCGCUGUCGCGUGUGCCCAGUCCCCAGCAGCCCCUGGUUGGCAUGGCUAUGGAGAAAGUGAAGGAGUCGCUGACACCCAUGGGCUUUCUAGAGGCAGCUGUGAAGAUCAGCCACACAUCACCUGACAUUCCAGCAGAAGUGCAGCUCUCCAUGAAGGAGCACUUCCUGCGGCGCACACAGCGCAUGCAGAGACAGACCACGGAACCAGCCUCAUCCACCAGACACAGCUCCUUCAAACGUCACCUGCCUCGUCAGAUGCAGGUGGGAAGCCUGGAUCUGGGGGACAGUUAUGUUGACAUGGACGAGCAAUCCACAAGCAUCGGCCGCAUCAAUCCAGAGCUUUACAAACAGAGUAUGCCUGAGAGUGAAGAGUCAGCCAAGAAGGGUAGUGCCAAGACAUGUGGUAAGAUCAACUUCUCACUGCGUUAUGACUAUGAAAAUGAGACACUCAUGGUCCACGUCCUCAAAGCCUUUGACCUGCCAGCUAAAGACCUCUGCGGCAGUUCAGACCCCUAUGUCAAGGUCUACCUGCUGCCUGACCGUAAGAAGUUCCAGACACGUGUCCACCGCAAGACCCUCAACCCUACGUUUGAUGAAAUCUUUCAGUUCCCAGUGCCCUACGAUGAGCUGCAUGGCAGGAAGCUCCACCUCAGUGUGUUCGACUUUGACCGCUUCUCUCGGCAUGACAUGAUCGGUGAAGUCGAAGUGGAAAACCUGUUUGAGGUGUCCGAUCUCUCCAGGGAGACUUCCAUCUGGAAAGAUAUCCAGUACUCCACCACUGAGAGCGUGGACCUUGGGGAGAUCAUGUUCUCACUAUGCUACCUGCCUACAGCUGGCAGACUUACACUUACUGUUAUUAAAUGCAGGAAUCUUAAGGCCAUGGACAUCACAGGCUAUUCAGACCCCUACGUCAAAGUGUCUCUUAUUUGUGAUGGGAAGCGUUUGAAAAAGAAGAAGACCACCAUCAAAAAGAAUACACUUAACCCCACCUACAAUGAAGCCAUCAUUUUCGACAUCCCUCCAGAGAACAUGGACCAAGUCUGCCUGCACAUCUCCGUCAUGGACUACGACCUAGUGGGUCAUAAUGAGAUCAUCGGCGUGAACCGUGUCGGGUGUGAAGCCGAGGGCCUCGGCAGAGACCACUGGAAUGAGAUGCUGGCAUACCCGCGCAAACCCAUUGCACACUGGCACCCCUUGCUGGAGCCCAAGAAAUCAGAAAAAGAGUGGAAAACCAGAACAGCUAGUUUUGACAGUCAAGGCUCGUGCCCUUCCCCCAAAGCACCCGCCAGCCCUUGAAUGGAACCACAUGUGACCCAGAAGGCCUGGCUCCCUUUCCUGCUGUUUGUCUGUGUGCCCAAAGAAACAAAAGCAACAAAAAUGAAACGAGAACAUACAAAUCCCUGCCAUUUCCAGGUCUCCUCGGUUUCUCCAGGGCUUUUAAGCACCAAUUCUUGCGGUAUUUACCUGAUAUCCCUGGAGUCCGAACUAUGUUUUGCAGUCAGUUCUUGGAGACCUUGUGCACAAAUCUUUCAUGAAUUGCGACACCUUUUUGGUACAGCAGAAGUAUUAUUUUCCUAUCUUCAAAGGUGUAUGAAAUCUGACCGUGGCAUUAUCAGAAGAAUUACUUGAGAGUUUGAGGUUGUCCUUGCAAGAUGAUCGCAUUUCUCUGCACUCAUUGCUUAAAAAAAAGGAUGAGCUAAUCUACAAGAGCCGAGUGCCUGAGCUGUUGUGAAAGGAUGAUUCAAGCCAAAACGGAACAAGGACUCGAUCUAAGGCAGUGAGAGCUGAUAACAGUAGAGGAGGAAAAAUGGAUCGUCAGCUGUUAUACAUGAAUAAACCUCUCCAGAUUCUUUUGGGAAGGAAAAGCAGAUUUAACACUGAUGUUCUUCGGACUUUUACAAUAGCCGUCCUGAGCUUUAUUAAUGUCGUAAAAAAAAUGGUCAUUUAUGUCAUUAAAAAAAAAAAAAAGGCAAUUGCCAAUUUCAGCAGAGCACAAUGAUCUCAAGUGCUUUCCUUAUUGUCCUCCACAAAGAGAUUAUUGAAGAUUGGCUUGGUGUUCUUGGUGGAUGAUAGAAUAGACAAAUAUACAUAUAUCUCUAGUAAAUUAACACAUUUAGUUGAAAAGUGUUAGUCAGUACGUUAGUACUCAUUUUCUUAGUAGUCUCCAUUUAACUUAGUAACUCCAUUUAAACUUUCUGCUAAAGAUGUACUGUAUUUUUGCAGUUGAUGCUCAUGUCCAACUGUUUUUGCUGUCAGUUGUUCAACAUUUGUGUUCAUCAGUUUGUUCGAAAUGCAGUGAUGGAAGUGGAUUUUAUACAUAGAUAUUAAGAUCACACAUGAAACCUUUCCUAAG